GACGCACGUGCCCGCGUCGCGCCGCGUCGGAUUUCAGUAAACGGUCCGACAUGCUUCUAUAUAUCGCAAUACUGUUCGCCAAGUUGCACAGAUGCGAGAGCGUGACAUCAAUCGAAAUAUUUGAUCUGUUUGACGACGACAUCGAUCUGGAGAUGCCAAUUGACGCCGUCGACAAAGACUUCAUGGCUCGCAAAGAGGUUGAGGGAAUCAGUAAUGCUACGGCAUGUAUGGGGAACGCCGAGUGCAUUGAAAGGUCCGUUCAUACUGACCCUGACCCACACAUUAAUAACAAUAAGACUAAAAAAGCUACAGCUACAUCCGAAAAUACAAAUGUUAUUCCUAACAAUGAAACAAGACAUGAAAACAUAACCCUCCAUGGUGGAGAUUACCAAAAUAUGAUUAAUAAUUCUUUACUUGCAACUCCAAACAUAACAACGGAUUUGGGUGAGAGCGUUACACGACCAUCGAACACAUUCCCGCGCGUUCCAUUCUCAUGCCCUGAAGAAGAGACUCCAGCCAAUAUUGGGCCCUACGAAGUGCCUACACAAAGAGAUGUGGUACUACAUAUACGGAACCAUCUCUUAGCCAUGUACCGUGGUUUCCAUGCUAAGGCUAUGUAUUUUCUUAAAGAUGUGAAAGAGGCAACACGAGCAUCCUGGUCGCGCAAGAUGCUCUGCCGCGGUCCCACCGAGCUGAUGCACUACAGACGCUGUGUCCGCUGGGUCGCAGACCUGAGCGUGCUCACCACCAAGAGCCUGGUCACCGCUUUGGAGACCGCACGGCAUCACAUCAGCACCCUCAUGCAGGGAAAAAUCUGCAAUAUUUCGGCCCUGAGCAUCGACCCGAUCCACCUGAUUAGGAUUCUAGCCGCGGAGAAGGUCUCCCUGGAAUUUGCCCUGCCCGACUUUCUCAGGCAACUCGAUGCAUGCUCAAGGCAUUGUCCGGGGACGCGACUGAAGAUUCCGCAGGGAUAUCUAAGCAAUGCGCAGUUAACGGAUGAAAAUUUCGUAAUAAGACAUUAUUUAACACAACAGAAUUUUAAUCAACAACUCAAACAACAAUACAACAUCUAAAUUAUAUUUAAAAUGAACGCGUCCGUUUUGAACGCACCUCUAACUAUGAAUCGAGCUUUCACAGAUAGUACGCAUACCGCAAACUAGAUGGCGCCACUAUGUAUGAACUUUUGACGUGAACUUGACUGAAAGUUUUUAGAAUAACUUAACCAAAAUACUUAGCUAAGCUUUUAGCGGAAUGUGCAUAGUGAUUAUCGUGGGAAGUGAACAAAAACUAUAAUUAAAUUAUAAUACAAUGCAUGAGAAGUGUU
This is a messenger RNA of Cydia splendana, 1324 nucleotides long. RefSeq lists its product as uncharacterized. Bases 51 to 1073 code for a protein of 340 amino acids. Lineage: Eukaryota; Metazoa; Arthropoda; Insecta; Lepidoptera; Tortricidae. The transcript is spliced from 7 exons. The record is from RefSeq and is a predicted model, not a curated record.